Camelina sativa (false flax) is the source of this 2548-nucleotide messenger RNA. RefSeq lists its product as uncharacterized. The record is from RefSeq and is a predicted model, not a curated record. NCBI's taxonomy places the organism in Eukaryota, Viridiplantae, Streptophyta, Magnoliopsida, Brassicales, Brassicaceae.
AACAAAAGCAGAUAAUGGAUAAGAAUACCAAUAAAAUAGUAAAGGGAUAGAGAAAGUGAAAAGAGUAAGAAUAUACAGAGUGUGUUGACAACUUGACACCCUGUUUUCCUGGGGUGUGUGAGUGACAGCUAUCUAGUGUUCCCCACUUUGUGUGUGUAUAUGUGUGAGUGGUUUGUUUUUUCCACCUAUCAUUUGCUUUCAAACACUAACUUCUUCAACAACUCUGGAAUAAUAAUCUGAAUUCCUGAAGUUGAACCCUGUCCAUUACUUUUUUCCUUCUUCACCUUCCGUCUGCAUCUUCUUCCAUGGCUUCUGAUUCUCACACUCCAACUGCAACUACUCCUGAAAAGCCAUUAGAGAACAAGGUGAACGAGGAAGCUAAGUUGAUGGAGAAAGAGAUUGGGUCGUCGGAUUCUGCGAAUGUGGUGAAUGAUAAACCGGCAUUGGAUUCAAACACAGAGGUUAUUAAAGAAGAAGAGAUUGAUCAAACUCCUGCGGGUGAACCAGAGAAAGAAUCUCCUGCAGUGGUGGAAGAAGUUGGAGUAGUUGUGGAAGCAGAGGAAUCUACAGAGUCAGAGAAACAUGCAAAUGGUGAGAGGGGAGCUGAAGAAGUUGAACUUAAGGAACUAACCCUUGUGAAAGAGGGUGUUGCAGAAGUUAAUGUUGAAGCUAAAGAUGCGAAGAAAGCAGAAGAGAAGCCUACCGUGGAGAAUGUUGUUGAAGAAAACAAUAAGGAGGAGACGAAGAUUGUUGAUGUACCUGAAUUAGCAGAUGAAGCUGGAGGCAAACUGGUGGAGCCAGUUGAUGUUCAAUCUGUUAGAGAUGCAUCUGCAGAGACGGCAGAAGAAAAAAUCAAAGAUUUGGAGGCUCUUGAAGUCGAGCCAAAGACAGAGGCUUCCGAAAAAGUUGAGACUCAGCCUGAGAAACUAAAGGACUUAGCACCAGAUGUUGAAGUAGUAAAGGCAGAGGAAACACCUGAAACAACAGAACAAGCUAAGGUUGAGCUUGACGGAAAGCUGGAGGAUAUAAAUGUUGAGGCCAAAGACUUUGGUAUCAACCCCAAGGAUGAAAAGAUAUCUGAAUCUGGUUCUGCUUUGUGUCCUGAGGAAAUUGUAUCAACAAAUCAGGAAUCAGACACUGAUCCUAAAAGGGAUAUUGAAGGAGACGCUUCUUCUCCUGCUGAUCUCAUUGAGAAGGCCGUCACAGAAGAGAAGCAUGUAGUGGAUGAACCAUCAAAAGAAGAAAAAAUUUCUGAAUCUGGUGCUGCUUUGUGUCCUGAAGAAAUUGUAUUGGCGACAAAGCAAGAAUCAGACACUGUCCCUAAAAAUGAGACUGAAGGAGAUGCUUCUUCUCCUGUUGACGUCAUUGAGAAGGCCAAUACAGAAGAGAAACAUGUGGUGGAUGAAAACAUUUCUGAAUCUGGUGCUGCUUUGUGCCCUGAGAAAGUUGUACCGUCAAACCAAGAAUCAGACACAAACCCGAAAGAAGAGAUUGAUGGAGGCGCUUCUUCUCCUUCUGAUAUCAUUGAGAAGGCCAUUACUGAAGAGAAGCAUGCAGUUGAUGAACCAUCAAAGGAUGCAACAGCUUCUGGUUCUGCUUUAGUCCCUGAGAAAGUUGUACCGUCAAACGAAGUAUCAGACACAAACUCCAAAGAGGAGACUGAAAGAGACGCUCCUUCUCCUGCACACGUCAUUGAGAAGGCCAUAACUGAAGAAAAGCAUGUAGUGGAUGAACCAUCAAAGGAUGAAAAACCUUCUGAAUCUGGUUCUGCAUUGUGCCCUGAGACAGUCGUACCCACAAACCAGGAUUCAGACACAACCCCGAAAAAGGAGACUGAAGGAGACGUUUCUUGUCCUGAUGAUGUAAUUGAGAAGGCCAUUACUGAAGAGAAGCAUGUAGUGGAAGAACCAUCAAAGGAUGAACAAGAGAAUGUAAGUGAAGCCAAAGAUGUCGUCACAAAGCUAGCUACAGAAGGUGAGAACAUCAAGAAAGGUACUGAGUCACCUGCUGCAGUUGUCAAAAGCGAAGAGACUUUGAAAGAAACUGACACAGAGUCAGGAGAGAAGGAAACUGCAGCAACCAAACAAGAGGAAACAAUCACAGAAAAGGUAGCAGAGGUUGUAGAAACAGAACCAGUUGUCAAAGAGAGCGAUGAGCCGAAACAGCAACCAGAAGUGACAGCCAAAGAAGUUCCUGUGAAGCAAAAACAUUCAAACAGCAUUAUAUCAAAGGUGAAGCAGUCACUUGUUAAAGCAAAGAAAGCAAUCAUUGGAAAAUCUCCAAGCUCUAAGACUAUCACAACUGAAGAAGCCAAAGAAGAAAUCAAAGUCAAGUGAUUAAAAAUAGAUUCAUGAGUUGGGUUCCUUAUAAGUUUUCAGGUACUUUUUAUUAAAUUUGUUGGUUUUGUUUCGUGUUGGGGGGAAAAAAAAAAAAGAACAUUCUUUUUUCUUUGUUUUUUUGUAUGGCUUUGUGUGGUUUAUAUAACUUAUAUCUGUAAACAUACAACUUUGCCUUUGUUUUAUGGAUGUGUGUUGAGAAAUUUCUUCAA